CCAAUUACCAGUAUUGUAUACGCGUAAGUAGGUGUUCUUGUAUCGGUACUCGUUCGCCCAGCAAGCCAAUACAAACCGUGACUAACAGAAGAAGAAAAAAAUAAAAUAAAAGAUUGGCAGGAAAAGGGGGCUAUGAGAAUUGAAUUCAAGAGGCUGAAGCAUAACUCUGCAUUCAUUUCAUCCAUUCCGACGACAAUCAGUCACCUAUUCAGUAAAUGUGCCAAGCCGCAAGCAAUCCAAUCCCUCGCCUCAGCUCCUUUUCCAGGCUCUCUCACUUUCCUCUCAUUCUUUAUUACUCCGCUAGUACCCUCUAGCCCUAAAAAAAGGAUGCCCGUGCCGUUUCCCAAUCUUUAAUCUCUCUUUCGAGAUUUCUUAAUUUUUUUCCUCUUUUUUCUUUUCUCUUUUCGAGGACUGAUCAUGGCGAGAUGGCAAGCCGCAUAAGAUUCGCUCCUAACCGAUUGGUCCUGACUAGUAUCGCGUCAUUCCUCGUACUUUUUGUCCUUUUCCACUCUUUCGAGCCUAGGAAACGCGCUUGGUCAUGUAAGACGCUUUCUUCCUGUCUGGGGGGCAACCAUCCUCCCACAUACAAGCAUUGGGAUGGCGUACCACUAGACAUGGUCAUUGGCCAAACUGAGAAGACCUUGAACGACGGAACGAUACUAUAUACCCAACACAUCAUGAACACGAACCCGGAUAUAUUAUUCCUAGUACUAGCAAGAGACGAACAUUCAUGGAGCCAGGAUUUCCGAUCUACGCGCCGCACCGUAUACGAUUUCCUCGAUUUGGUCGUGUCUACGAAUUUGGACUUGACGCGCGUAACGCUAGGGUUUAUGACGUCGUCGCGCGAUGAAUUCGAGACUAUGAAAAAGGCCCUAGUCCCGUUACCUUUUGGUCGAGUAGCGCUAUACUAUCGCGAGAAUGAUGGCGGUGGGGCCGCGUCGCAGAUUGCGUACGAGGACCGGCACUUACCCGAAGUUCAGCGCAAACGCCGCGCCCUUAUCGCUAGCGCUCGGAAUUACUUGAUGUUGCGCAGUUUGCAGGAUGAAUCCCAUGUUAUCUGGGUCGAUGCCGAUAUUGUCGAAUUUUCGCCGGGUGUGUUGCAGGCUAUGAUAGCUCAAUCGGAGAAACGUGUCGACGCUGGAAUUAUCACGGCGCUCUGCAAGCAGACCAUCACGCCUAAUUACGAUAAGAACGCAUGGACGGUGAAUAGAAAAGUUCCCCUAUUAAUGAACCCUGUCGCGGAUGCGGAUAUGGAGAAAGCUGCGGAUCAACUUGUCGAGACCCGAACGUACUUGGACGAAAUUGUCAAGGGAACGACGAACGAUGACCUUUUACCCGUCGACAGUGUAGGAGGAACGAUAUUAUAUAUGAAGGCGGGCCUAAUACGGCAAGGAAUCGAUUUCCCCACAAACUACGUUGUUGGUACCACAUGGUCGCACGAAGGUUGGGUUGGCAUCGAGUCCGAAGGAAUAUGUUACGUCGCAUCGCAUCUCGACGGCGGAGGGUGCUUUGUGUUAGGUGGAAGUCAUCAUGUGAGACAUGCCGACUGGAGUUGAAAGAAAAUACGGGAUACGAAGUGUUAUUUUGUCGCAUAAGCAACGGAUUUUUUGAUGUGAUACCCCGAGUUGAUCCCAAGGAUCUUCAUGCAUCAUGUUGAACUUUAUCGAAGAUAGAGUUUCAUACCUCAUCUAGCUGGGAAUCCCAUUCCUGGACUCUCCAUGCAUAUAUAACCCGAAGGAAGGUUUAUUACAUGCUGUCAAGGGCUAGGAUGGGUGGAAUGGAAUCAGAUAUAGAACUUAGAGCAUUCAAUAAGAAUAUCAACCAA
Hypoxylon trugodes is the source of this 1825-nucleotide messenger RNA. Its product is annotated as glycosyltransferase family 62 protein. Bases 426 to 1556 code for a protein of 376 amino acids. The transcript has a single exon. NCBI's taxonomy places the organism in Eukaryota, Fungi, Ascomycota, Sordariomycetes, Xylariales, Hypoxylaceae. The record is from RefSeq and is a predicted model, not a curated record.